Scleropages formosus (Asian bonytongue) is the source of this 1263-nucleotide messenger RNA. RefSeq names its product CXXC motif containing zinc binding protein (gene czib). The record is from RefSeq and is a predicted model, not a curated record. The coding region runs from base 308 to 1015 and encodes 235 amino acids. NCBI's taxonomy places the organism in Eukaryota, Metazoa, Chordata, Actinopteri, Osteoglossiformes, Osteoglossidae. The transcript is spliced from 8 exons. Gene Ontology annotation, molecular function: zinc ion binding.
GCUUGGGAGAAAAGUGUCUGCUAAAUAAAUAUAAAUGUGGAAAAAUAAUAUGAAGUGAAAAUUGUUCUGUUGUGUGCUUCCUCGGGCUAUGCAGCUAGAAAGAGUUUGACCCAGCGCCGCUCAGCGAAAGUUAAGGAUCGCUCGCGUCGCACAGCCCUGCUUCUCUAUGGACACGUGCGCGCUUUGGCUAAACGCACUUUCACUUUAUAGAAGUAUUCCAUCAAACGAAUCAUUUUGUGGUAGUGCAGUUUCUGUUAGAUUUUUUUUUGUGUUAAAAGGUAAACAUUAACUCAUCGACGCCUUUAUUAUGCUUUCUUCGCGGACUUCGCAAGGUUUUCACAGCAAGACAACACCCUCGGCCCAGCGCUCGAGCCCUAUUCGCAGGGCGGAGUUGUACCUCCCUGGGCGGAAGUGCCAUAAAAGGAGCUGUCAUUCCCACCCAGUGCACACGAGGGCGCCAGACAAUCGACUGCACGGUGGACGUGGCCGGAUCUGCAGACACACAACACAGAGAGCAAGCCAACAGUGGAAGAUGGUGAAAUUCGCGCUGCAGUUCAAGGCGACGCUGGAGCACGUGACCAACCUGCGGCCCGAGGGCGACGACUUCCGCUGGUUCUUAAAGCUUAAGUGUGGAAACUGUGGGGAAAUAUCAGACAAAUGGCAGUACAUCACUUUAAUGGACAGCGUGCCCCUGAAAGGAGGCAGAGGAAGUGCCAGCAUGGUGCAGAAGUGCAAACUGUGCUCCCGGGAGAACUCGAUCGAUAUCCUUAGGGACACCAUCACUCCAUAUAAUGCAGACGACAGUGAAAAAUUUAAGACCAUGGUGCAGUUUGAAUGUCGAGGACUAGAACCAGUUGAUUUCCAACCCCAGGCUGGAUUUUGUGCAAAAGGGGCAGAAUCGGGAACUCCGUUCUCUGAAAUUAACCUACAGGAAGCAGAUUGGACUGACUAUGAUGAAAAGGUCAACGAAUCUGUGGGCAUCUAUGAAGUUACCCACAAGUUCAUCAAGUGCUGACUGACUGUAGGGUGUGGUAACUGGGCUUAAACCAAAUUGAUUCCAUAUUCCCACAAAAGUCUGUUGAAUUGAUCAGGUUUGAAGACCCAUAGAAGGUCUCGGGUAUCUGGGAACGCAGCUCAACUCUAUUCAGUCUUUGAGAAGACAUGGAGGGAUAAGAAUGUAGAGGAUCCAUUCUGUUGUGGAUGGAAUGAUUUAUUUUGCACCAUGCUGUUCUUAACAGCUUCAAUAAAGACGGUGAACGAAAA